This is a messenger RNA of Cicer arietinum (chickpea), 1570 nucleotides long. Its product is annotated as U11/U12 small nuclear ribonucleoprotein 31 kDa protein. Gene Ontology annotation, molecular function: zinc ion binding; RNA binding. Gene Ontology annotation, biological process: mRNA splicing, via spliceosome. The record is from RefSeq and is a predicted model, not a curated record. Gene Ontology annotation, cellular component: U12-type spliceosomal complex. Lineage: Eukaryota; Viridiplantae; Streptophyta; Magnoliopsida; Fabales; Fabaceae.
GUUUUCUCAAACCAUUUUUUUAACCGCAAAAACAAAAACUGAACGCGACGGCGAUUUAGAUUCAGAAAGCGACGGCGAAACUGAAUAAUGAACCCUAAUUUCUAAGCGACGGUGAGCCCUCCUUGAACACGUUUAGAUUUCGAUUCAGAAUUUGACUUCUUGAACGCGAUUCAGAUUCACGAUUUCCUGUCCUCCGCAUUCGACUCCUUGAACGCGAAGAACCCUAAUCCCUAAUUCACGAUUUAGAUUGCAGUUCGAUUCGCGAUUCAGAUUUCAGUUCAUGCUUGUUUGAUUUCCUCGCAUUUACAGAAUCACUGUAGAUUGGUUUGUCAAAAGCAGAACGGCGCUGAGGGGAAGUUAAAAAGAGGGAAGAGAAAGAAGAAAGAAUGUCGAGCAAGAAGAAACGCAAACAAAGCGAUAGCGAUGAAUAUGACGACAUUUUUUUCUACCGAUACUGUGCUUCAUCGUCAAACAAUAACCAAGCUCAGAUCCAAGCCCAUGUCCAAGCCCAACCCAAAUCAAACAACAGAGAAUCAAGCGUUGGAGGAACAGGAGAACCAUUAGCACCAUCAAAAUCAACCUUAUACGUUUCAAAUAUAGAUUACUCGCUAACAAACUCCGACCUACACACUCUCUUUUCAACUUUCGGUAAAAUCGCCCGUGUAACCGUUCUUAAAGACCGUCACACGCGCCUCAGCCGUGGUGUUGCUUUCAUCCAAUUCGUUUCCCGUCACGACGCCCAACGUGCUGUAACUGAAAUGAACAAAAAAAUCCUUAAUGGACGGACAAUAACCGCCUCUAUUGCUGCUGACAAUGGACGCGCACCAGAGUUUAUUCGCAAGCGCGUGUAUAACACGGAAACUGCCUUGUGCUUCGAGUGUGGGGAACAUGGUCAUUUAUCGUAUGAGUGUCCUAGGAAUCAGUUGGGAUCGAGGUCGCGGCCUCAGCCUAAGAAGCCGCGUCGUGGGCUCAACUGGAACAAGGACAUAGAGGAGGAGGAAGAUGAAGAGGAAGAGGGUGGGGAUCGGUUUGAUGAAACAUGGGCUUCUGUGGUGGAUGAUGGAGCGUGUGAGAGGUUGUUGGGUAGGAAUGAGUUUAGAUGAUAAGUAGAGGAAGAAGAAAUGGAAGAGAGCUGGGUACUUCAGUGAUGAGAGUGGUUAUGAUGAUGAUUAAUCGAUCAUGUACAUGGAGCAUUGAUGGAAGGUGUGUCUAGUAUCUGACAUCUACGGAUGUGGUUAUAUUAAAUUACUUAUAGGCUUUUACAUUACUACUGGUGUCGACGCAUCAAUGUCGUGUUGUGUUCAGUAGUGUUAGUUAUUGUGGUAGUCAUUAGACGGUGAAUUCAUGAUGAGCAUUUUUGCAUUGGCUCUAUUUCGGUAACUGAUGAAUGAUGGAUGUGUCUCUUAUAUAUGGGCUUAAUUUAGCAUUCGGUAUACAUAUAGAACAAAUGAAAUAUCCUGUCAUGCCUGUUUGGUUUUUAAAUUGCAAUUGUGGUUAUGCUACGAUGUUUGAUAUGUAAAAAAUUGUAGUCAAAUGUAGCUGAUGCAAAUGCAAUGCUGGAUUGUACGCA